Scomber japonicus (chub mackerel) is the source of this 4568-nucleotide messenger RNA. RefSeq names its product patched 2 (gene ptch2). The transcript is spliced from 23 exons. The coding region runs from base 16 to 4446 and encodes 1476 amino acids. The record is from RefSeq and is a predicted model, not a curated record. Lineage: Eukaryota; Metazoa; Chordata; Actinopteri; Scombriformes; Scombridae. Gene Ontology annotation, molecular function: smoothened binding; hedgehog receptor activity; hedgehog family protein binding. Gene Ontology annotation, cellular component: plasma membrane. Gene Ontology annotation, biological process: smoothened signaling pathway.
CACCCUCUUUGGACUAUGGCCUCGGAUCGCGGGGUCCCAGGGGCCGGCGUCUUUGGAGAUUUACCCCCGAGUUAUACGCGCUCCCAGCCGCCUGCGAACCCAGACCUGCUCCGGAGACCGAGCUACUGCCACGCUGCUUUCGCACUUAAACAGAUCUCAAAGGGGAAGGCGGUAGGUCAGAAAGCUCCUCUGUGGAUCCGGGCGAGGUUCCAGGCCCUCCUGUUCUCUCUGGGCUGCCACAUCCAGAGGCACUGUGGGAAGGUUCUCUUCAUUGGACUCUUAGUAUUCGGGGCUCUUUCCGUGGGACUCAGAGUCGCAGCCAUCGAAACAGACAUCGAGCAGCUAUGGGUGGAAGCUGGCAGUCGGGUGAGCCAGGAGCUUCGCUACACCAGGGAGAAGCAGGGAGAGGAGUCAGUGUUUACCUCACAGAUGCUCAUCCAGACCCCCAAAGAAGAGGGCACCAAUAUACUUAACCAGGAGGCUUUGCUGGUUCACAUGGAGGCUGCCCUGUCAGCCAGCAAGGUCCAGGUGUCACUUUUUGGGAAAUCGUGGGAUCUUAACAAAAUAUGCUAUAAAUCAGGACUCCCUAUCAUAGAAAAUAUCAUGAUUGAAAGGAUGAUUGACAAGCUAUUCCCCUGUAUGAUAAUCACCCCACUGGACUGUUUUUGGGAAGGGGCAAAACUACAGGGAGGCUCUGCCUAUUUACCGGGAAUGCCAGAUAUCCAGUGGAUGAAUCUCGAUCCAGUCAAGCUAAUGGAGGAACUGAGUCAGUUCACUUCACUGGAAGGAUUUAGAGAGAUGUUGGACAAAGCCCAGGUGGGCCAUGCCUAUAUGAACAGGCCUUGCCUAGACCCCUCAGAUCCUGACUGCCCUCUCAGUGCACCUAACAAGGAGCAAGGCGAGAGUCCUGACAUUGCUGGGCAUCUCCAGGGUGGUUGCCAUGGUUUUAGCCAGAAGUUCAUGCACUGGCAGGAGGAGCUGAUCCUGGGAGGGCGGGUAAAGAACAGCCAGGAGACUCUGCUGAGUGCGGAGGCUCUCCAAACCAUGUUCCUGUUGAUGAGUCCUAAGCAGCUGUACGAGCACUUUAAAGAUGACUAUGAGAUUCAUGACAUCAACUGGAAUGAAGACAAAGCUACCGCCAUCCUGGAGUCCUGGCAGAGGAAGUUUGUGGAGGUGGUCCACCAGAGUAUCCCAACAAACUCCACCCAGUCUAUCCAUGCUUUUUCUACCACCACCCUCAAUGACAUCAUGAAGUCCUUCUCUGAUGUUAGCGUCAUCAGGGUGGCUGGAGGAUACCUCCUCAUGCUGGCCUAUGCCUGUGUAACCAUGCUAAGGUGGGACUGUGCCAAGUCCCAGGGGGCCGUGGGACUGGCUGGGGUACUGUUGGUGGCCCUGUCAGUGGCUGCAGGACUGGGUCUCUGCUCCCUGCUCGGCCUCUCCUUCAAUGCUGCUACCACACAGGUGCUUCCCUUCCUGGCGCUAGGGAUUGGUGUGGAUGAUAUGUUUCUGUUGGCUCACUCCUUCACAGAGGCUGGAAGUAACAUCCCCUUUAAGGAGCGGACAGGAGACUGUUUGCGUCGUACAGGCACCAGUGUGGCUCUGACUUCUAUCAACAACAUGAUCGCUUUCUUUAUGGCUGCUCUCGUACCCAUCCCGGCCUUGCGAGCUUUCUCUUUGCAGGCGGCCAUUGUGGUCGUGUUUAACUUUGCCAUGGUGCUGCUCAUCUUCCCUGCCAUCCUCAGUUUGGACCUCCACCGGCGUGAGGACAAGCGUUUGGAUGUCCUCUGCUGCCUGUAUAGCCCCUGCUCUGACCGCGUCAUCCACCUCUCUCCCCAUGAGCUGUCGGAUGCCGGAGACCAGCCACACACACCUACGCAAGCAACAGCGCACACGCACCAAUACACAGCAGGCUCGACCAUCACCACCAGCACCCAAAUCACCACCACGGUGCAGGCAUUCACGCAGUGCGAUGCUGCCGGCCAGCAUAUUGUCACAAUCUUACCACCUACCUCUCAGAUCUCCACCAGCCCUCCUUCCAUCAUCGUCUCCAUCACACCUUCCCCAACCACCACCUCUGUGCCAGAUCCCUACGGCUCCCAGCUCUUCACCCCUACCUCCAGCUCCACUCGGGACCUUCUAGCCCAGGUGGAGGACUCCAAAUCGGGAAAGGAGUGCGUCCCACUACCAUUCCUGCACUGGAACUUGGCAAGCUUCGCCAGGGAGAAAUAUGCCCCUCUACUUCUUAAACCCAAGAGCAAAGCCAUCGUGGUUGUCCUCUUCUUGGGCCUUCUGGGCCUCAGCCUGUAUGGGACCACCAUGGUGCACGAUGGCCUCUACCUUACCGACAUUGUGCCACGCGACACCAAGGAGUAUGAUUUCAUUGAUGCCCAGUUCAAAUAUUUCUCCUUCUACAACAUGUACCUGGUGACCAUGGAUAAAUUUGAUUACGCCCGGUCACAGCGGCUGCUGAUCCAGCUGCACAAUGCCUUCAACUCUAUUAAAUAUGUGGUCAGAGACAGCGACAACAAACUGCCCCGCAUGUGGCUGCACUACUUCCAGGACUGGCUCAAAGGACUUCAAGCUGCUUUUGAUACUGACUGGCAGGCAGGGAGGAUUACCUCUGACAGCUAUCGUAAUGGCACAGAAGACGGAGCUCUGGCAUACAAGCUCCUCAUCCAGACCGGUUCCAAGAAAGAGCCUUUUAACUAUAGCCAGUUAACUUCUCGUCGGCUGGUGGAUGCAGAGGGUUUGAUCCCCCCAGAGGUGUUUUACAUUUACCUGACAGUUUGGGUCAGUAAUGAUCCUCUGGGCUAUGCUGCCUCUCAGGCCAACUUCUACCCCCAUCCCAGAGAGUGGAUUCACGACAAGUAUGACACCACAGGGGAGAACCUGCGCAUCCCGGCAGCAGAGCCCCUAGAGUUUGCUCAGUUUCCUUUCUACCUGAAUGGCCUUCGGCAGGCCAGCGACUUCGUGGAGGCCAUCGAGAGUGUGCGGGCCAUCUGCGAUGAGUUCAGCCGAAAGGGUGUGUUCAACUACCCUAACGGAUACCCCUUCCUAUUCUGGGAGCAGUACAUCGGCCUCAGACACUGGUUCCUGCUGGCAAUCAGCGUGGUGUUGGCCUGCACCUUCCUGGUCUGUGCCAUUCUCCUGCUCAACCCCUGGACUGCUGGCAUCAUUGUGUUUAUCUUGGCCAUGAUGACGGUGGAGUUGUUUGGCAUCAUGGGUCUGAUUGGUAUCAAGCUGAGCGCCAUCCCCGUGGUCAUCUUGAUCGCCUCAGUGGGUAUCGGAGUGGAGUUCACCGUUCACAUUGCACUGGGCUUCCUGACAGCCAUUGGCAACAGAAACAAGCGCUCGGCAGUGGCUCUGGAGCACAUGUUUGCCCCAGUGGUUGACGGAGCGAUCUCUACGCUGCUGGGCGUUCUCAUGCUGGCAGGGUCAGAGUUUGACUUCAUCAUGAGGUAUUUCUUUGCUGUUUUGGCCAUCCUGACUGUUUUGGGGAUGUUGAAUGGCUUGGUUCUCCUGCCGGUCCUCCUGUCCAUGAUGGGCCCUCCAGCUGAGGUCACGCCAGUUGACAAUGCCAGCCGUCUGCCCACACCUUCGCCAGAACCUCCACUGCCUCCACCGAUGGCCCACCAUGGGUACUACACAAGCCAUCACAACCCCCGGUCAGCUCGCCAGCAAGCUUUUUCUGAGUCGUCAGAUUCGGAGUAUUACUCGGAGAUGACCACCACGUCAGGGAUCGGGGAAGAGGAUUAUAAGUACUGUGACCGAAACGCAUACAUAGCAACACACACCAGCGUUCCACCUGCUACAUCUCACAUACUGCUGGAAGCCAGCAAGAACCCCACCUUCCCCAAGCUUACGGUGGUGAAGCCAUUCAGAGAAAACGCAACGGGCACAGGUGGAAGGAUAGAACCAGCAAAUGAAUCUUUACACAAUACACAGUCACCUCUAAGCUCCCAGGUUACGUGCUGGGAUGGAAACAAGCGGGAACAGCAGCAGGGCCAACGUUUGCCCAGCGACAGAGCUCACUUUCCUGGAAGGACUUGUCAAAGCGGCCCCCGGCUUCAGAAUGGCAGAGGGCCUCAGCCAAACAGGACUAAAGGGCCGAGCUAUAGCAAUAGCAACUCUGCCUUGCCGACGCAACAAGGCUCCACUGGGGGAGCUGUUACCAUGGUUACGGCCACAGCCUCCGUGACGGUGGCUGUGCAUCCGACCUUGCCGGGGGCGGCAUACCAGGGCUACAUGCAUGAAGGUUUUGACACAGACAGCGAGUCGGACUGUUUUGAGGCUGCUAAGAGGACUUGUGGUGACAAAACAAACUUUUCUUCAUGUAAGAGAGACUCUCUAGAGCUCCAGGACUUGGAAGCAACACAGGAGCUCAGCAAAACACAAGGUGAGUCUGCAACCAGUGGGUUGAGGAUCCAGGCAGCCAAAGAUUGCUAGACUCUCUCAAACACCAUGCCUUCUCUCUUUUUGAGUCUCUGGCUGCUUCCCAGAGCACCUUGGCGCCCGUAUGUGGCGUCACAUCAUGUCUUGAACUCUAAACUGUACAUAGAUUUCACACA